Messenger RNA from Chinchilla lanigera (long-tailed chinchilla), 3498 nucleotides. It is a transcript of the gene Akr1d1, whose product is annotated as aldo-keto reductase family 1, member D1. Bases 1405 to 2385 code for a protein of 326 amino acids. The record is from RefSeq and is a predicted model, not a curated record. Lineage: Eukaryota; Metazoa; Chordata; Mammalia; Rodentia; Chinchillidae. Gene Ontology annotation, cellular component: cytosol. Gene Ontology annotation, biological process: bile acid biosynthetic process. Gene Ontology annotation, molecular function: Delta4-3-oxosteroid 5beta-reductase activity; steroid dehydrogenase activity; aldose reductase (NADPH) activity. The transcript is spliced from 9 exons.
AUUGUAUAGUAUUUUAACAGGACUCAAAAUCUUGCAACAUUCUAUUCACCCAAUAUUUAUUUGUUUUAUUUGUUUUAAUUUAUUUUUGGUACUGGAAAUAGAACUCAGAACUUUGCACUUGCCAUACAGACACUUUUGCCACUAAACUAUAUCCCCAGCAAAGACCUGUCAAGAGACCUGCAGCACUUAUUUUUUUUGUAUCAGGAAUCGAACUCAGGACCUUGACCUUGCCAGACAGGUGCAUGUGCUGCUGAGCUAUAUCCCAGCCCAAUUUUCUAUUCAGAAAGUCCUCAGAAUAAUCUAAAUUUGCAGUCAGGAAGACCUAGAUCUGUAUGGUAAGAACAAAUAGGAGACAACAUUGCCAAGAUGUUAUCGAUGUUGUUCCUAUUUGAUGACUUUAAGGCAGCAGUUCUAUAACAAAAGCACAAAUAGUCAAUAACAUUACUGAAGCAAGUGUAAAAGGAGAAAGUUUCUCCAGAAAUAAAAUAUGCUAAAGACAAGACAGUAACACACUUAAGAGUACUAGGAGGAAAAUACAGUACAAUAAGAAUCCUGUGUCCCAGGGCUAGGAAAUAACGCAGUGCUUAAAGUGUUUGCCUAAUAUGUUCAAUGCCUUGUGUGUAUUUAUUGUAUUAAAUCUUUGGCACCACAGAAAGAAAAGAUAUUCUGAGUUCACUUUCUAGUAAAUACUUUAUUUUACUUAAUUAUGGCCUCAAAGCUAGAAUUCAUAUAUGCAAAAGAGCUUCCUUUAAAUAAAAAAGAUAAUUUUCUUCCUAUGUAUGCACAGGAAAGAACACAGUACAUAGGACUUGGUAGUAUCCACGGUGUCAGACACAGCAGGGAACUGAGAUGCCUGGUGAUGAGUGAGACUACUAUAUUCUGAGAUGGUGCUUCAGGGAAGUAGUUUUAGAUGAGGCCAGGAGGGUUAAGUACUUACUAUAGGCCUAGUGUUCUUGUAAAAAGACAUCAGAGAUCCCCUACCCCCAUCUCUCCAGUGCAGAAGUUUUUCAAAAUUUGAACCAAAAAUGUUCCUCUAUAGUUUAUGAAAUUUUAAGAUAUGUCUGUUAUUUGCCAACAAAAGUAUCCUACAUGACAGAGAUCGUUUCCUUUUAAAUUCUUCUCUUUGUAGAAAAAAAAAUAUGAACCACCAAUGGGUUAUCUUACCUAUGUACCUCUGGUGAAGUUCAAAAAACAACUAUGCUUAGGCUUUUCAGGACAACCUAGGUUAAAAGAAAAAGAUUGAGAAAUAGAUUUGUUCAUCUAUUCCCUCCCCUGGCUCCUCCCUCAGCUUUCCUUUCUUAGAUAAAAUAGGUCCUGGAUACCUUUAUAUAUAGACUCUUCCAGUAGUGUUGUUCCAAGGUGUCCACUUCCUGAAAACUGGAAACCUCUGAUUGUCUCUCCAGUAUGAAUCUCACUGCUGCAAGUCACCGCAUACCUCUAAAUGAUGGAAACAGCAUUCCUGUCAUUGGACUGGGUACUUACUCCGAUCCUUAUACAAAAUCUCUGGAAACCUGUUUGGCAUCAGUGAAAACAGCCAUUGACGUGGGGUAUAGACAUUUUGAUGGGGCCUACCUCUACCGUAAUGAGCACGAAGUAGGGCAGGCCAUCAGAGAGAAGAUAGCAGAAGGAAAGGUGAAGAGGGAGGAUAUUUUCUACUGUGGGAAGCUGUGGGCUACAGACUUAUUCCCAGAAUUGGUCCGCCCCACCCUGGAGAGGACACUCCAGCAGCUCAAGCUGGAUUAUGUGGACCUUUACAUCAUUGAAAUACCCAUGGGCUUUAAGCCAGGAAAUGAGGUCUAUCCUAGAGAUAAGAAUGGGAAAUGGGCAUACUGCAGAGCAGAUCUGUGUGCCACUUGGGAGGCCUUGGAAGCUUGCAAAGACGCUGGCUUGGUGAAAUCUCUUGGAGUCUCUAAUUUUAACCGCAGGCAGCUGGAGAGCAUCCUGAACAAACCAGGACUCAAAUACAAGCCGGUCUCCAACCAGGUUGAGUGCCAUCCAUAUUUCACCCAGCCAAAACUCUUGAAAUUUUGCCAACAACAUGACAUUAUUAUUGUUGCAUUUAGCCCUUUGGGGACUUGUAGGAAUCCACGUUGGGUGAAUGUAUCUUCUCCACCUUUGCUAGAGGACACAUAUUUAAACUCAGUGGCGAAAAAGUACAGUAAGACAGCUGCUCAAGUUGCUUUACGUUUCAACAUCCAAAGAGGGGUGGUUGUCAUUCCUAAAAGCUUUAAUUCAGAAAGAAUCAAAGAAAACUUUCAGAUCUUUGACUUUUCUCUCACUGAAGAAGAAAUGACAAACAUUGAAGCCUUGAAUAAAAAUAUCCGCUUUGUGGAACUGCUUAUGUGGAGAGAUCAUCCCGAUUACCCAUUUUUUGAUGAAUACUGACUUCAGAGAGUUCAAUUGAUUUUUCUCUCUACAUCAAGACCCUGUGCUGCGUAGUUCCCACAGAAGAGGCAACAAAAAGUGUUUUACUAUCUUUAGAGAAACUAGUGAUGGAAACAUGUCACACUUAACUUCUGUGUAGUGUAAGUGCCUUCCUCUUAGCUACUUUAAAGAACAAAACAUUUAAAUGUAUUGAAAUAACUCUUUAGAAAUUAUCUACUAAUUUUUCUACAUCUAUGUUUUCUACCGUUGAGUAUAGACAAAAACACAUUAAGGUUUACAAAAUACUUCAGACACAGUAUAUAAAGUCAAACAACUCAUAAAUAUAGUUACUGUCAUUGAAAGUCUGAGUUCUUCAGCACUAGAAAAGGCAACAAAGGGCGUAGAGAGAUGACAUGCACCAGGGUGCGUGUAGAGGUCUUAACAGUUUGUAUCAGUUUGUAUCAAUGAAUGCAAUACUGACACAGCCAAAAUAAGAUCUGCACUUGCAUUAUUAACAAGGAAGUUAUUUGCUAUACCAUAAGUAGAGAAAGAGGGUGAAAUGUAGAAAGGCUUUAUAAGGGAGCUAAAGAAACACAAUGGUCAGCAAAGAUAUAAUGAAUAUCAUUCCUGAGAACUAUUUUGUUCAGCUGAGGCCUUGGGCCAUAUUAAAUAGUUCUGUUAAGGAUGUCAUUUAAAGUGGUAGAGGCUGGGGAUACAGCUCAGUGGCAUCAGCACCUGCCUGGCAAGCACAAGGUAGUGAAUUCGACCCCCUGUACUGCAAGAAAUAAAAUAAAAUAAAGUGGUGGAAACUUCAACUACAUACUGUUAGUUUAACCACUAUGGUGCUGAAGACUGACUCACUAAAGUCACCCUUACAAGUACUUCAUGCCUAUGUGACCAACUCUAAUUAAAAAACUGGACCUCAAUCAUUACUGGGAUAAUUAAAUACUGCCUAUACAACUCUAUCAGAAGAAAAUAACCAAACAGUUGUCCUGGUGUCCCACCUGGACUCUUCCCUAUGUUCCUUUCAGUGUGGCUAAUUUUAAUCUGUAUCUUUUUCUAUAAUAAGUAAUAACUAUAAAUGUAACAGAUUUCUUAAUUUUGUGAGUCUUUCCAAUAAAUCAUUGAACCUGA